Molecule: messenger RNA, 1585 nt
Organism: Xenopus tropicalis (tropical clawed frog)
Lineage: Eukaryota; Metazoa; Chordata; Amphibia; Anura; Pipidae
Gene: atg12
Product: autophagy related 12
Exons: 4
Coding region: 46-447 (133 amino acids)
Biological process (GO): autophagy; autophagosome assembly
Cellular component (GO): cytoplasm; phagophore assembly site membrane; protein-containing complex
Source: RefSeq, a predicted model, not a curated record
UCCGCCAUUUUUGAUGUUUCGGGCUGUCACUUACCAGGACUAAAGAUGGAGGAAGGAAGUGAUAAGCAAAUUGGAAGUUCCACAAAUGAAGAAGGGAAUGCAAAUGCGGAUUCCCAGCCGGACACCGCCCCAGCCCCGGUAGUUUCACCCAGUGCUGAAGAGCCGCAUAGCGAAACGAAACGCAAGAUUGAUGUCCUUCUGAAGGCUGUUGGGGACACUCCAAUCAUGAAGACUAAAAAAUGGACUAUAGAGAGGACUCGUUCGGUUCAAGGUCUAAUGGACUUUAUAAAAAAGUUCUUGAAGUUGGAUGCUGCUGAACAAAUUUUUAUCUAUGUGAAUCAGUCAUUUGCACCAUCCCCUGACCAGGAAGUAGGAACCUUGUAUGAGUGCUUUGGAAGCGACGGGAAACUGGUUCUACAUUACUGUAAGUCACAGGCUUGGGGAUGAAGAUUUUGUUGCCACAUCUCUGUUUUUGGGGACCAGUCUUCUGAUUGUAAGAAGAACAUCUGUGCAAUUUGCCACUCUAGGCUAUGCUGGAUCCUAGAUAUUGUCUGCCGACCACUGGGUCCAGCUGUAAGACAGCACCCUACAGGAACUGCUGACAGAUUUGCCUUGAUGCUUUCUGCAUUACGUUGUAUAUGACUGUGAUUCAGAAUUAAGUUGAAUAAGCAACAGCUGGAAACAGAUAAUCUUAUGGAAACCACUGGGUCAAUCUGAUUUAAGCCUGGACAUGUGAUUUAUACCUGGUCACUUUACAGCUUUCUCCUGCUGCAAGCGAACAAUUCAUUCACUGGAAGUACUGAGAAUAAACUUUGCUGCCAGGUUUCCUUGGGUUUCAAACCUUUUUUUCCUUUUCAGCCCUUAAUGAAUAGGAUAAUGCUGAGGCCAUACGAGCUGCAGAGUGUCCUUUUGAUCUAUGAUAUAUUGUCAGUUUUCUGUUUUUAUUUUAUUGGAUUAAGGAAUUAGACAUAAGUCUAGUGCAGUCUAUCACUGAUUCCCAUAAAAAUGAAUGGAAAAUGCUCUGCCUGUGGCAGUGAUAGGCAGACCACUUUAUAGAAGUCUGUCUUUCAGCUGUGUUCCACCUGUCAAAUGCCAGGUCUGCAAUAGGCAAAAUGCCUCCCAUACAUCUGUACAUACAUGUUACAGGUGCUUUCUGCCUGAGCAAAGCAGUGGCCAAAGCCAAUUGUGCCAGUGUUCCAUAAAAAGCUUAUAUAAUCCAAAAGGCACUUUAAUUAAACGUUUACUAGCACAUAGUAUAUGUGUUUCAACCUUGUAUGGUGACUUUAAGAUGCACAGCAUUUUUAUAGAAAAAAUAUAGGCCACUUUAACAAAUUCUAAAUAUAUAUAUAUCAUCGUUGAGGAUGAGUCUAGUAAAACAAAGGUUAAUAGCUUUGGACAUCAUCUGUCCUGUACAUCAGCCCUGUGCGGCAGGGCCCCCUACAGGACACAUGCACAGUAAUUGGCUUUGGGCAAUAAACUGGGAAGUUACUCACAAGUCAACAGGAGCCUUUUUAAGGCCACCACAAACAAAAGAAGGACACCUACUAAGAUAUAAUAUCAAUAAAAGCAACAAUGCAAAUUUAAA